AUGAGUGCCAAUUAUUUUUCUAGGAAAUUAGGCUUGCUUUAAAUCUGGUUGCGUCAAUGAUGUUACUGUUUAAUAAAGUACAUUUGCAUAUACAUAGCAUUUUUGCUAUUGUUUUGUUUGUGGAUCCUUUUGGCACGCACAAAAAGCUUAUAUCUCUCACAUUUUGUGCACACAUUUGUUUACAUCCCUCUUAGUGAGCAUUUCUGCUUUGCCAAGAUAAUCCAUCCACCUGACAGGUGUGGCAUAUCAAGAAGCUGAUUAAACAGCAUGAUCAUUACAUAGGUGCACCUUGUGCUGGGGACAAUAAGAGGCCACUAUAAAAUGUGCAGUUUUGUCACACAACACAAUGCCACAGAAUUCUUAAGUUUUGAGGGUGUGUGGCAUUGGCAUGCUGACUGCAGGAAUGUCCACCAGAGCUGUUGACAGAGACUUUAAUGUUAAGUUCUCUACCAUAAGCCACCUCCAAUGUCAUUUUAGAGAAUUUUGCAGUACAUCCAACCGGCCUCACAAUCGCAGACAAUGUGUAACCACGCCAGCCCAGUACCUCCACAUCCGGAUUCUUCACCUGCGGGAACGUCUGAGACCAGCCACCCGGACAGCUGAAGAAACUGACGAGUAUUUCUGUCUGUAAUAAAGCCCUUUUGUGGGGGAAAACCCAUUCUGAUUGAGUCUUUGCCUUCCCAGGCCCACCCACUUGGGAGCCAUGCCCACCCACUGGGUAGCCAGGCCCACCCACUGGGGAGCCAUGCUCAGCCAAUCAGAAUUAUUGGCUGUGCCCUUGCUCAGUCAUGUCAAAUCCAUAGAUUAGGGCCUAAUUAAUUUAUUUCACUUGACUGAUUUCCUUAUAUGAACUUUAACUCGGUAAAAUCGUUGAAAUUGUUGGAUGUUGCGUUUAUAUUUUUGUUCAGUAUAAUUGAAAGAGACUCAUUGGGCUUAGGAAAUGUCAACUUUUUGAAGCUCUACAUUUGUUUGCUCUCAAUUUCAUAAUAGAUGUGGCUUGGCCUAAUUCCUAGCAUGCAUGGAAUUCAUGGACAGUUAAACUGAAGCAUGUUCAUGGACCACACCUCAGAGAAGGCCUUUUUAAAUGCUCACAUGAGUAGAUAUGCUUGAAGAUAGGCCUACAGUACACUCUUAGAAAAAGGGCUUAAAGGGUUCUUCGGCUGUCCUCAUAGGAGAACCCUUUGAAGAAUCAUUGUUGGGUUCCAUGUAGAACCCUUUCCAUGGAGGGUUCUACAUGGAACCCAAAAUGGUUCUACCUAGAACCAAAAUGGGGUUUUACGUGGAACCUAUGAGGACAGCCGAAGAACCCUUUUGGAACCCUUUUUUCAAAGAUUUAGACAGGCUGACUCAGAAUAAUAAACAGAUUUUCUGGUAUGCACUGGCUGGCCACAAAAGUCUUUAUGCAGACCAUGAGAAAUUACCAUAAUAGUUGUCUGUAGAUGUAUAGUACUCACAUUUGAGUUACCCCUAAAUAGCACAAAGAACCUUCCAGAGACAAACAAAAAAAGCACACACCUUCCCUCAAGUCAUUGAGCCUAUAUUGUUCCAAAGAAUAGACCUAGUGUGAUAUUACAGUUAAGUACACUGAACAAAAAUAUAAACUCAACAUGCAAUAAUUUCAAAGAUUUUACAGAGUUAAAGUUCAUAUAAGGAAAUCAGUCAAUAAAUUCAUUAGGUCCUAAUCUAUGGAUUUCACAUGACUGGGCAAGUGCGCAGCCACGGGUGGACCUUGGAGGGCAUAGGUCCACCCACUUGGGAGCUAGGCCCAGCCAAUCAGAAUGAGUUUUUUCCCCACAAAAGGGCUUUAUUACAGACAGAAAUACUCCUCAUCCCUGGUCAUCCCUACUGCCUCUGAUCUGGCGGACUCACUAAACACAGAUGCUUUGUUUGUAAAUUAUGUCUGAGUGUUGGAGUGUGCCGCUGGCUAUCCGUAUACUUAAAAGACAAGAAAAUGGUACCAUCUAGUUUUCUUAAUAUAAGGAAUUUGAAAUUAUUAAUACUUUUAAGUAUAUUUUAACAAUUACAUUUACUUUUGAUACUUAAGUAUAUUUAAAACCCAAUACUUUUAGACAUUUACUCAAGUAGUAUUUCACUGGGUGACUUUCACUUUAGUAAUUUUCUAUUAAGGUGUCUUUACUUUUACUCAAGUAUGACAAUUGAGGACUUUUUCCACCACUGUAAAUAAGCAAUUGACUUGCAGACUAUGAGAAUGUGACUAUGACCUUGAAGGUCAUGCUUGAGACUUCGCUUGGGAUUUGCAUUAUUGAUAUCACAAGACUACAGCAUAUUGUUGGAAACAAAGAAGCUUUGCAACUCAUUCAAGGCAACAGUGUAACUUCAGGUGAUGGAAAGUCAUAAUGACUUUACAGAAAACGACAAAUGUGGGCGUGUAUUUAGGAGCUUAGAAGAAAAGGAGAAGCCCCGUUCCAUUUUCAAUCACAGGUUUAAUUCAGUCGUUACUGUCAGGGCCACCACGACUCUUGCAGCACAAAAGUAAGUAAUGGCUUUUAAACAUUAUAAAGCGAUGUGCAAUAGCUAAUCUAAAUUAGGAUUUACACCUCAUACUAGCGCACAGUCAGCUGUCUGUCCUUUAGUCGGUCGUGCACUCGCUAUGCAUUUUAAGUAAGCUAACUUGAACUAGCCUAGCUAUCUAGGCCUAAUCGUUUUUGCAACUUGAUCUUCCACGUUAAACGAAAAAUACGACCGAGAAACACUCUACUUAGCUGGAAGGUAUGCUAUUUUCUUGGCGUAAACCGAGGGUUCUUAUGUAACAGCACAACCGAUAGCCCUUCCACUCAGUUAUGCAUGGUUGACGUUUUAAUUCAUUUCAUUCUAGCUAGCUAAAGUUGCAAUGUUUUCAUGUGUAUAUUAAAACUUCGUAUUCGAGGAUGUCUAUUGUUGAGUCGGUUGAGAUAUAUGUUGUCAGACAGUGGCCAACGAUUUUUAUGCUCCUUACAUAACAGUGGUGUGGGUGAACUUCAGCCUGUUGGCUAACUAGACCUGAAAUGACCCGGAGACUCGAUAUGCUAAAAAGCUACAGACACCACACUGGCCACAAUGACAGAUUUGUUUGGCAACAAAAUUAUGUAAAGCAAGAUUGAAGUUAAUGUUGCAUGGCAUUUUCACAUGCAAAUAGCACUUAAUACUAUACCAUACUAAAUCCGUAGUAUUUGAUAAUACAUUCUCUAAUAAUAAUAAUAUGCCAUUUAGCAGACGCUUUUAUCCAAAGCGACUUACAGUCAUGCGUGCAUACAUUUUUGUGUAUGGGUGGUCCCGGGGAUCGAACCCACUACCUUGGCGUUACAAGCGCAUUGCUCUACCAUCUGAGCUACAGAGUAUAGUUUUGGUUUAAAAAAGUCUAGCAGUUGUACUUUCUUCAAUCAGCUAUGUCAUUAAUUGAAAUGGCAACGGGGCACAAAACAGACCUGUCUGAAUCCAUGUAAUAAGUCUGACUAAUACAAAAAAUGUUUUAAUCAAUGUAGUUUCUUUGAAUAACUUGACUUUUAUCUCCUCUCCCCAGUGGGUCCCUACACAAUUACUUACUUUGGAGUCCGAGGUAUGUGGAGUCAGUUAAUCCUAUUCAACAUCACAUGAUAGAGCCUGGCUAUUGUUUUUAAGUAAUAAUAGCCUACUAUUGGAGAGUGUAUUCCCUGUUAUAAGCUUUUCAUAUUGAUAAUUUAUUACUAAAUCUUUCCUUCAAUUUGACAGCCAUAAAUGUAUUGUGAUGGAGUACGAUUGUUUGAAGUGAAAGACAAAAACCUUGCACAUGCUACUGCGCAUAUUCAUGAACUUUAAUUUAAGUGUCAUAUCCUAAGACCUUAUGUCAUUCAUUACCCAAUAGCCCAGGGUUUCCCAAACUGUGUGAGUUUUAGUUUUUUGCCCUAGCACUACACAGCUGAUUCAGAUAAUCAACGAAUCAUCAAGCUUUGAUAAUUUGAAUCUGCUGUGUAGUGUUAGGGCAAAAACCAAAAUGUUUACCCCUAGGGGUCCCGAGGACCGAGUUUGGAAAAUGCUGCAAUGGCCUACUGCAGCAGCUUGAAUCAAUACUCAAUAUUGUGUUUCUAUUGGUUUUAAACUGUAGGUGAAGUCAUUCCAGGUAAUCUCAACACCAUGUGUGAUCUUUCACACAGAUGAUAUGACCUGGAUUUCACCCACAGUGGCAGUUUAGCCUCACCCAUCCCUUUUGAUUGUUAUCACAGAAAAUACUUGGGAGUAUUAGUUUGGCUCAGCUGGCCACCAUGAUCACUGUUCAUAUACUGAAACAUUUGUUUCCAAAGUACUGGUGCUCCUUCUGUCUGUUUACAUUAUUCAUGGCGCUUUAGCAAUGAGAAGGGCUGGCUUUCUGUCAGGAGCAUGUGACCCAGAUUAAUGUGGAGUGCACUGGUGAGCAAUUGGGUCAUGGGACUAAGGUUUCAUUGAACCCAAAAAAGGUUUUGGACUUGAAUAAUGAAGAAAGGUCGUAUAAAUAAUCCCAGAGAGAAGGUAUAGUUUUAUUUCUGGAUAGAACCUGCCUUUUUAUAGCCCUACUAUUGCUGUACAUCAAUAAGGAAGCAAACUUUGAACCUGUUAAUCAAAGGGAAAUAGAAUAACAAACUUUGUUUUACUUCACCUUACAACAUUUAUUGUACCCUUUUUCAAUAUAAUUUUAACUAGUCUGUAUUUGCCCAACACUAGUGCUAUGUAUGACUUGUUAGAUCUGUGUCAAAUUGUCUGUUAUGAUUUGAGAUCUGUUUUGGUUCACCUGUGCUAACAGAGACCCUUGUUUACCACAGGGCGCUGUGGCGCUAUGAGAAUCAUGAUGGCCGACCAGGGCCAGGAGUGGAAGGAGAUCGUGGUGGACUUUGCAGACUGGAUGAAGGGAGAUCUGAAAGCCACUUGUGUGAGUGGGGAAUGGAUAAUUGCUUUGUUAUCAUUUACGUCAUUUAGCAGACUCUCUUAUCCAGAGCGACUUACAAAUUGGUGCAUUCACCUUAUACCCAGUGGGAUAACCACUUUACAAUAUGUUUUUUUUCUUUCUUUGGGGUGGGGUAAGGGGGGGUAGAAGGAUUACUUUAUCCUAUCCCAGGUAUUUCUUAAAGAGGUGGGGUUUCAAGUGUCUCCGGAAGGUGGUGAGUUACUCCGCUGUCCUGGCGUCGUGAGGGAGCUUGUUCUACCAUUGGGGUGCCAGAGCAGCGAACAGUUUUGACUGGGCUGAGCGGGAACUGUGCUUCCGCAGAGGUAGGGGGGGCCAGCAGGCCAGAGGUGGAUGAACGCAAUGCCCUCGUUUGGGUGUAGGGACUGAUCAGAGCCUGAAGGUACAGAGGUGCCGUUCCCCUCACAGCUCCGUAGGCAAGCACCAUGGUCUUGUAGCAGAUGCGAGCUUCAACUGGAAGCCAGUGGAGUGUGCGGAGGAGUGGGGUGACGUGAGAGAACUUGGGAAGGUUGAACACCAGACGGGCUGCGGCAUUCUGGAUGAGUUGUAGGGGUUUAAUGGCACAGGCAGGGAGCCCAGCCAACAGCGAGUUGCAGUAAUCCAGACGGGAGAUGACAAGUGCCUGGAUUAGGACCUGUGCCGCUUCCUGUGUAAGGCAGGGUCAUACUCUCAAUGUUGUAGAGCAUGAACCUACAGGAUCGGGUCACCGCCUUGAUGUUAGCGGAGAACGACAGGGUGUUGUCCAGGGUCACGCCAAGGCUCUUCGCACUCUGGGAGGAGGACACAACGGAGUUGUCAACCGUGAUGGCGAGAUCAUGGAACGGGCAGUCCUUCCCCGGGAGGAAGAGCAGCUCUGUCUUGCCAAGGUUCAGCUUGAGGUGGUGAUCUGUCAUCCACACUGAUAUGUCUGCCAGACAUGCAGAGAUGCGAUUCGCCACCUGGUUAUCAGAAGGGGGAAAGGAGAAGAUUAGUUGUGUGUCGUCUGCGUAGCAAUGAUAGGAGAGGCCAUGUGAGGAUAUGACAGAGCCAAGUGACUUGGUGUAUAGCGAGAAUAGGAGAGGGCCUAGAACUGAGCCCUGGGGGACACCAGUGGUGAGAGCACAUGGUGCGGAGACAGAUUCUCGCCACGCCACUUGGUAGGAGCGACCGGUCAGGUAGGACGCAAUCCAAGAGUGAGCCGUGCCGGAGAUGCCCAACUCGGAGAGGGUGGAGAGGAGGAUCUGAUGGUUCACAGUGUCAAAGGCAGCAGACAGGUCUAGAAGGACAAGAGCAGAGGAGAGAGAGUUAGCUUUAGCAGUGCGGAGAGCCUCCGUGACACAGAGAAGAGCAGUCUCAGUUGAAUGACCAGUCUUGAAACCUGACUGGUUUGGAUCAAGAAGGUCAUUCUGAGAGAGAUAGCAAGAGAGUUGGCUAAAGAGUUUUGGAGAGAAAAGAAAGAAGGGAUACUGGUCUGUAGUUGUUGACAUCGGAGGGAUCGAGUGUUGGUUUUUUGAGAAGGGGUGCAACUCUCGCUCUCUUGAAGACGGAAGGGACAUAGCCAGCGGUCAAGGAUGAGUUGAUGAGCGGGGUGAGGUAAGGGAGAAGGUCACCGGAUAUGGUCUGGAGAAGAGAGGAGGGGAUAGGGUCAAGCGGGCAGGUUGUUGGGCGGCCGGCCGUCACAAGUCGCAAGAUUUCAUGUGGAGAGAGAGGGGAGAAAGAAGUCAAAGCAUAGGGUAGGGCAGUGUGAGCAGGACCAGCAGUGUCAUUUGACUUAACAAACGAGGAUCGGAUGUCGUCAACCUUCUUUUCAAAAUGGUUGACGAAGUCAUCCACAGAGAGGGAGGGGAGGGGAGGAGGAUUCAGCAGGGAGGAGAAGGUGGCAAAGAGCUUCCUAGGGUUAGAGGCAGAUGCUUGGAAUUAAGUGGUAGAAAGUGGCUUUAGCAGCAGAAACAGAUGAAGAAAAUGUAGAGAGGAGGGAGUGAAAAGAUGCCAGGUCCGCAGGGAGUCUAGUUUUCCUCCAUUUCCGCUCGGCUGCCCGGAGCCCUGUUCUGUGAGCUCGCAAUGAGUCUUCAAAGCCACGGAGCAGGAGGGGAGGACCAAGCCGGCCGGGAGGAUAGGGGACAUAGAGAGUCAAAGGAUGCAGAAAGGGAGGAGAGGAGGGUUGUUGAGGCAGAAUCAGGAGAUUGGAGGGAGAAGGAUUGAGCAGAGGGAAGAGGUGAUAGGAUGGAAGAGGAGAGAGCGACGGUUGCGACGGCGCAUUACCAUCUGAGUAGGGGCAGAGUGAGUAGUGUUGGAGGAGAGCGAGAGAGAAAAGGAUACAAAGUAGUGGUCGGAGACAUGGAGGGGAGUUGCAGUGAGAUUAGUAGAAGAACAGCAUCUAGUAAAGAUGAGUUCAAGCGUAUUGCCUGCCUUGUGAGUAGGGGGGGAUGGUGAGAGGGUGAGGUCAAAAGAGGAGAGGAGUGGAAAGAAGGAGGCAGAGAGUAAUGAGUCAAAGGUAGACGUAGGGAGGUUGAAGUCAGCCAGAACUGUGAGGGGUGAGCCAUCAGGAAAGGAACUUAUCAAGCUCAUUGAUGAAUUCCAAGGGAACCUGUAAGGCGAUAAAUUACAAGGAUGUUAAGCUUAAAUGGGCUAGUGACUGUGACAGCAUCGAAUUCAAAUGAGGAGAUAGACAGAUGGGUCAGGGGAAAAAGAGAGAAUGUCCACUUGGGAGAGAUGAGGAUUCCUGUGCCACCACCCCGCUGACCAGAUGCUCUCGGGGUAUGCGAGAACACAUGGUCAGACGAGGAGAGAGCAGUAGGAGUAGCAGUGUUUUCAGUGGUAAUCCAUGUUUCCGUCAGCGCCAAGAAGUCGAGGGACUGGAGGGUAGCAUAGGCUGAGAUGAACUCUGCCUUGUUGGCCGCAGAACGGCAGUUCCAGAAGCUGCCGGAGACCUGGAACUCCACGUGGGUCGUGCGUGCAGGGACCACCAGGUUAGAGAGGCAGCAGCCACGCGGUGUGAGGCGUUUGUAUAGCCUGUGCGGAGAGGAGAGAACAGGGAUAGACAGAGGCAUAGUUGACAGGCUACAGAAAAUGGCUACAAUAAUGCAAAGGAGAUCGGAAUGAAAUGAACUAAACAUCUGGGAAAGCGAGAGAGCGGGGCCUUCCUCACUUACGUUUCACUGAAACACCCAAAUAUAACUCUCCCAACUUCCACCUCAGAAACUAUAAUUGUUGUAAACUACAGCAGUUCAAUGUUUUCUAGGAAUAGACUAACUUAGUUUAUUCAGCUAGCUAACUUGGUACAGUAUUCUUCCGUGAAAACCGUCCAGUGCACCUAGUCAUAUGACGCCACAGCCAACUAGCAUGCCGGCUCCAACAACACGGUUGUUGUCAACCUGUUCAGUUUAGCCAGUGAUAAUGGUCUAGUGAUAACAGCUGGGAUGUGCUUUUGAAGGAGGAUCGAUUUGUUUAUUGUACACUGUUUGUUUUUUUUUCUACAAUCUCCGUCUGUGCUUUCUGUUAUUCAUAUUUAAGGAAAGAGAUUUACCUCAUGAGUUUUGUGUUGCAGUAUCUACCUGUAUUAUCUUCUGUUAUCAUCAAUGUAGGGUUGAUUCAGCUACAACAAAUAUGUAAACCCCAUGUCCCUAUUAGUUGUUAAACUCUAUAAUAAAUGACACAAUUCCAUUUUUUGGUUUUAGGUAUUUGGUCAGUUGCCCAAGUUCGAAGAUGGAGGAUUUGCCCUGUACCAGUCAAAUGCCAUUCUGAGGCACUUGGGCCGCAAUCAUGGUAAUUUAUCUCAAUCGUUAUGUCAUAUAUUUACAUUGUUUUCCUCACUCUAUUUAUCCUUUUUAAAUAGAUCAAAUAUAACCAUGAAAUGUUAAUUAUACUUUCACCUAACUCGAACACACACAGAUGCCUAUGGGAAAGAUGGCAAGGAGGCUGCCCUCAUUGACAUGAUGUGUGAUGGCGUUGAGGACCUUCGUCUUAAAUACGUAAAAAUGAUUUACCAGGAAUACGUAAGUAUUCAUCAAAGCUGAAAUUCGGACUAAGGGUACAGUUCAUUAAAAAAAUUUACCUGUACUGUGCAGUAAAAAAACAUUUGGUUCAAAGUUUUAUUUUUUUAUGAAGCUUAAUGGGUAAACAUUUAUGAAGUGUCAUUAUGAUUAAUCACAUUCUCCUUUUCAUAGGAUACUGGUAAAGACCCAUAUGUCAAAGACCUUCCUAACCACCUCGACAAGUUUGAAGCUGUGAUGGCCAAAAACAAGACUGGUUAUCUUGUUGGCGACAAGGUAACCGAUCCUGCAAUGCACCCAAAAAGAGGGCUCUUAAAUUAUGGAGUUCUAAUUUAGUACAUACUGCAAUCAGUAGUGUGGCCCAAAAAAGCCUAAUUUACCAAAUGGAUUUACUAAAUGGUUUGGUUCUCUUGUAAUCACAGUACCGUCUGUUACCUAUCACAAAACUAGAAUGAGUAGAACAGGUAUCCCCAUUGAAGUUAAUAAUGCCAUAAUGAGAGAUUAUAUUUCUGCUCCAUAUCCUACAUAGCCUUCGUUUGCCGACUACAAUCUUUUUGAAGUGCUGCUCAACCACCUGGUGCUCUGCUCCAGUUGCCUGGAUACCUUCCCCUCCCUGAAGAGUUUUGUCGAGAAGAUGUCUGCCCGUCCCAAAAUCAAGGCCUUCCUAGACUCUGACGCCUACAAGAAACUGCCCAUUAACGGCAAUGGCAAACAGUGACUUCUGCUGAACAAAGGAGGUUGAAUUCCAUCUGGUUACUUAUACCUGAAUGGUCAUGGAUAAUAGCAAUUGUUUUUAUACUUCCAACUUACACAUCAGCCUACGAUAAGCUUGUGGUUAACUUUAUGUACAAUUAUGUUAGAUUCUAAUGACUUUUGUAUGACAUGAUGAAUUGUCAUGUGUUCAAAAAAUAAAGGGCUUUUUGAAAAGUA
Messenger RNA from Coregonus sp. 'balchen', 9813 nucleotides. Lineage: Eukaryota; Metazoa; Chordata; Actinopteri; Salmoniformes; Salmonidae. The record is from the annotation of a GenBank genome assembly.